Fusarium odoratissimum NRRL 54006 is the source of this 2187-nucleotide messenger RNA. RefSeq lists its product as uncharacterized. Lineage: Eukaryota; Fungi; Ascomycota; Sordariomycetes; Hypocreales; Nectriaceae. Gene Ontology annotation, biological process: DNA-templated transcription; positive regulation of transcription by RNA polymerase II. Gene Ontology annotation, molecular function: DNA-binding transcription factor activity, RNA polymerase II-specific; sequence-specific DNA binding; zinc ion binding. The transcript has a single exon. Bases 1 to 2187 code for a protein of 728 amino acids. The record is from RefSeq and is a predicted model, not a curated record.
AUGUCCGAACAGCGACUAUUCGCCUGCGAGCGAUGUUCACGCCGCAAACAACGAUGCGAUCGCACAGUCCCUGUUUGUCAACCAUGCCAAGAAGCUCAAGCAGAAUGCAUUGGCUCAGCGUCCGAGGGGACUAUUAUAUCCGGUAAUAACAGAGUCGCUGCGCGGAAAGGACCUGUCACGCGAUUGCUGGAGCAGAUUGACAUCUUGGAAGAGAAGCUUCGGGGUCAUGACCGAGGGGAGACUAGUAAUGACAAUGCUUCUGCAGCGGUUGACCCUGAAAGGGCUUCGUCAGAUGCUGCCGCGGAGCUAUCUGAGCACCGGGGUAGUGCAGCGUUACCGCAAUCGACAAGCAUGGAUAUGAGAUUCCUUUCACUAAGCGCCAUGACCGAGCCGUCUUCCCGUCGGGGCGAGUUCCUCAAACACCUCUCCACCCAGCGUUUAAUUGUAGGCAUCACAAAGACCUACGGCGGUGAUCCUGAGUCUACCGCUCGCCCCGAUUCACUAUGGGAGGGCAUAUCGGCAUAUCUACAUCAUCCUCAGGGUAGUAAGCAUCGCUUACGUAUACCCCCCGCCGACGCGAACAAAGCCCUCGAGAUAUAUCUCGCAGUGGUCGACUUUCGUUUUCCUCGCCUCCCUGUGGACAAGGUGCUACUAGGCAUUGAUGCCAUAUCGCAUGUUGAAGAGGACCAUUUCAGAAGGGUUGUCGCUACAGACCCGGCGCAUGUUUUUAUGGCAUACGCUGUCAUAACUAUCGUGCCACUUGUCAGCGAUGCCUACCCCAUAUCACAAGGAUCCUGGGUGUCAGUGCACCUUCUGGGAAAGUGCAUGGAACUACUCGAUAGGGUGUUUAAUCAAGAAGAUGGCAUCGAUAUAAUCCAGUGUCUACAACUUCUGGUCAUUCUUGCCGUGCACUGCUCCGCCGCUGGAUCGGCCUGGCAUCUGUCCAGCUUCGCGAUGAAUAAGUGCAUCGCCUUGGGAUAUCAUCGGGAGGACCCAAAGUCUGCUUCCAUGUCGUUACUGGAUGUUCAGCAGAGACGCUGGGCGUUUUGGGGAUGUUAUUUUCUGGAUGUCCUGAUAUGUGCCGCUUUGGGGAGACCACCGAGUAUUGAUGUCAAACAUAUCACUACUCCUCUGCCAGCGGAUCCUGCAUCAAAUUCAUCUAGUCAAUGUGCACAGCAUGGACAGAUCAUAUCAAAUCUCCGAACUUCCCCUUCCACGACCCACCGUCUCGUUUCUCGCGACGUAUAUCACAAACAACUAUUCCAAUAUGCCCGACUUCUAUCUCAGGUUGUUAGUGAGGCUGCAAACAGUCCCCAAUCGUCAGGUCCUUGCGACGAUUUCGAGCAUCACCUCGGGCAGGCCCUUAGCUGGAGAAUCAGCUCACUGCCACAUGAUGAGCCAGACAGCUGUAACAUCUAUCUCUUCCAGACCUCCUUAUAUAACACCCUUAUGUUACGACUGGCAGUCAGGGAGCUACUGAUUCUAUUCUCUUUCGGACCUGACUUGCAUGACUCCGAACCUACAUCUGAGCCAAUCACUAUGUUUCUAGGCGAUAUAAAUACUGAGGAGAGUCGGAUGAAGAGAUUGAAGAUUUCACAAAUAUGCGCAGCUGUGGCGCGAAGUUUGGACCGCGUUCACAUGACCGGUCGUUCUUAUCUCUCUCUCAUCACUGGCUACAGCUCUUUGACCAUGGCAUUUACGUGUUUAUACUUCAUGGCUGUUCGAACCAUCGUCAGGCACGCAACAGCAGAGAACACCACUUGGGACGUUCCUCAGAGUCACUUGGGAUCAGAUGGCUCAAGUAUGACAUGGCACCCGCCACCGUCUUCAUUCCCCUUCCAGAACUCUGGAGAUACCGUACCAUCAUUUGUUCCAUCACCCGAAAGCCAGGCAUGGGCGGAUAGCUUUGAGGUUGAUGGUGUCAAUGACGCGUUCAAUAUUGCCGUUGCUAAAGUUGACGUAGUGGGAAGACAAUUCCCUCGACUCAAUCAUUAUGGUCGCAUGGCUCUCGAUAUUCGUAAGCUUCUGAUAUCAAUGUCAAGCCCGGCUGCAUUCUUAUCACCAACUGAGGCUGUUGGCGAUCAGCUUGGAGCAGUCAAGGCCAGCGCUCAGGAUAUUGGACCAAUGUAUUUAAGGCAGCUCACAGCUGCCAUCUUGUGUAUAAUCUCUCAGGCUCAACCGAAUUGA